AUGUCGCAGCAGCCCACGACACGAAUUCGCAAGUUGCGGUAUCGAGCUGGGUUUUGUCCUGGCCGAGAGUGCAUCAACCAUAUCCUUACCCUGAGGCGAGUUCUUGGAGAGCCCAACUCUUUCAAUCAUCCCAUGGUUCACAGAAUUUAUUCGUCGGACGAACGCAACGUAACCAGACAGAUGAUGGAGUACUUUUCCGGUCAUGAGUAUCGUUCCUUCGCGGAAUUCCAGUCCAAGCUGCGAGAAUUCCAACGGGGAACGGGCACGUGUUAUGCCCGCCGGCAUAGUUUGUCGGCGGCUAAGUAUGAACAGAAUGUCGGUAAAGUGCUUCCACCAUCCGGCGGGUAUGCGUUUGUGGUGUACAAAUGUGUACAUGCGCGUUCUCACUGGAAAAUGGUCUAA
Messenger RNA from Opisthorchis viverrini, 402 nucleotides. RefSeq lists its product as hypothetical. The record is from RefSeq and is a predicted model, not a curated record. NCBI's taxonomy places the organism in Eukaryota, Metazoa, Platyhelminthes, Trematoda, Opisthorchiida, Opisthorchiidae. The coding region runs from base 1 to 402 and encodes 133 amino acids. The transcript has 2 exons.